AUGACAUCAAAAUAUUUCAUACCAAAAUAUCUUCGGAAUAGUCCAAUAGAAGAAUAUAAUAAAAAAAAGUUAACUCCGCUUCCUUUACCUGCACACUGGAAUGCUACUGAUAGUGCAUCUUAUAUAACCAUUACUGAUGAUGCAAAAUUGUCUGUUGAAUAUUCCGGACCAGGAAGGAAUUGGAUCGAUGCAGCUAGCAUAAGAUCAAAUCGUUUCAUUCCGUCAGAAGUUGGUUUAUAUUAUUUCGAAAUGACGAUCACAAAUUGUGGACAAAGAGGAUGUAUCGGGAUUGGUUUAAGUAAACCUGGAACACGUUUAAACAGAAUGCCAGGAUGGGAACGUGACACAAUAGGAUAUCACGGAGAUGAUGGAUAUUUAUAUUGUGAACGUGGUACCGGAAUAAAAUUUGGACCUCUUUAUACAACUGAUGAAACUGUUGGUUGUGGUACCGCAUGCAAAAAUAAAUUUGAUGGAGAAAUGAUCCCCAUGUGCGGUAUGGAAAGUUCAAAUGAAAGUGUGAUAGCGAAUUUUGGGGAAAAACCUUUUGUAUUUGACAUUGAAAAUUAUGCAAAAAUAAUAUUUGCAAGAGCUAAACAAAGAGAAAAGGAAGAAAAGGAAAAAACUGCGGUACAAGCAGAGGUAGCUACUAAUGAAGGAAUAGAAAUUGUCACAGAAAGUGGGGAUAUUACGACUAAUGUAACUAGAAAUAUAAUUACAGACGUGAAUGUUAUUCAACAAACUGACACAACUACAGUUUUACCUACAGGAAAUAUAAAUUCAGCUAAUAUUAUCGCUCAACCACUUGAUUUUACCAAUGAAAAUACAUUAGAUAUAAAUUUUAACACUGAUCUUCCCGUAAUAAAUGAUGAUGCAACCAAUGUAAAUAAUGCAAAUGAUGAGAUAUUAGAUACGAACAUUAUACAAACGGAUUCUUUGGACAGUUACGUAAAUUCAGCUAUUGUUCCUAUCACUAGUACAAUCAGUUGA
Messenger RNA from Diversispora eburnea, 987 nucleotides. The record is from the annotation of a GenBank genome assembly. NCBI's taxonomy places the organism in Eukaryota, Fungi, Glomeromycota, Glomeromycetes, Diversisporales, Diversisporaceae.